AUGGGUAAUUCUCGAAAAGAGAGUGAUGUCGUCGACGCCUUGAACAGCUUCGGCGAUACGCCAUCCUUGUCGUACCCAAUUUCCAAUGGGAAUGGUGAGAUGGCGGUGGAAAAGCUGUAUCCUAGUAGUGUAUCGAUCGUAGCAAAUGGAAUGUCGAAUGCAUCGUACUUCUCAGCUUGGGAGAUCCUGCCGAAAGACGUAGCUCCGCUCUACAUCGCUGUUCAACGCCCAGAGUUACUUCCACGCCACUAUGAGGGCGGUAAACCGCUGUGGAAGGGACGGAAAUGA
Necator americanus (New World hookworm) is the source of this 288-nucleotide messenger RNA. RefSeq lists its product as uncharacterized. NCBI's taxonomy places the organism in Eukaryota, Metazoa, Nematoda, Chromadorea, Rhabditida, Ancylostomatidae. The coding region runs from base 1 to 288 and encodes 95 amino acids. The record is from RefSeq and is a predicted model, not a curated record. The transcript has 3 exons.